This is a messenger RNA of Stomoxys calcitrans (stable fly), 1424 nucleotides long. Its product is annotated as metaxin-1 homolog. The transcript is spliced from 5 exons. Bases 167 to 1147 code for a protein of 326 amino acids. Gene Ontology annotation, biological process: mitochondrion organization. The record is from RefSeq and is a predicted model, not a curated record. Lineage: Eukaryota; Metazoa; Arthropoda; Insecta; Diptera; Muscidae. Gene Ontology annotation, cellular component: SAM complex.
CAUGGUCAUAACCUCACAUACAUUGAGGGGUAAAAUCUCAGUUGAUAACAAAAAAUUCACAAAAUUAAGUGUAAUCUAGACCUGUGGUUUUUUUUGUGUAAACAAGGAAUAAAUAUAAAUGUUUUUACAAAAGAAGCACAUUUUUAAUUGAAAACAAUAAAGGAAUAUGAAAUUAGGUGCUGUUUUAUAUGUAUAUAAAGGGGAAUUUGGCCUGCCUUCAAUAGAUUUCGAAUGUUGUCGAGUUUUGUGUUUGAUCAAAUUCACCCGUUGCCCUGUGGAAAUUGAAACCAAUUCAAACCCCUUACGCUCUGGAGCCGGCAAAUUACCGUAUCUACAAAUUGGCGAUGAGAAAUUUGUAGGAUAUCGACAAAUAAAGAAGUUACUAGACAGAGAGGGUUAUCCCAUAGAUCAUGAAUUGCGACUGAAAGAUCGUCACCUAUCAGAAUGUUUUGCUAAUUGGGUAUUUACAAAUCUACAUGUUUAUUACCACUAUUAUCUGUAUGGAGAACCAAACAAUUUCGACGUCACUCGAGCGUUAUACGCAAAACGAACUCCAUUUCCAUUUAAUUUUUACUACCCAUCAACAUACCAAAAGGAUGCCCACGAUAUUAUAUCCGUAAUGGGUGGCUUUGAUUUAGAUGACAAAUUGGAACACCAUAAUGUAGAUUAUAUAACAAACAAUGCAAAAAAAUGUAUAAAUGUUCUCUCAAAACGUUUGGGCAGGAAUAUGUGGUUCUUUGGAGACCAUUACAGCGAAUUUGAUGCCAUCGUAUUUUCAUAUUUAUCAAUACUUUUUAAAAUCAAUCUACCCACUAAUCCCAUUCAAAAUCAUAUAAAAGGCUGUCCAAAUUUGGUAAAUUUCAUAAAUCGGAUAUCGAGGGAUAUCUUUAAACGAGAAGCAUUCAAUUCUAUAAACACCAGCAAAGACAAUGCAUCACCUAACGAUCCCAUGUUGACGGCAACAGAACGCAAGUUCCUAGAGUCUGAGAAGAAAACAAAAAUACUGGCGGGUAUAGGCGCUGUUUUGGCCAUGGGUACAUUUGCAGCACUGAAAAUAUUUUACAAAAAGUUUUCCAGUUCAAAUGAUUACUACGAUGGCCCCAUACAAUAUGAUGACGAUGAUAUAGAUGAAGAAGAUAUGGACUAAACAAGCAAAUCCGUCUUAAAAAAAUAAACUGCCUUCAUUUUUUAUAUGUGGCGUGUUUUAUCAUUAGAAAUCCUGUUACUAUUAUAAUUUAAAAAUGUUUUUUUUUUUUUUUUUUGUAUGAGGGAAAAUUGCAUUUAUUGAAAAUGAAGUGGGGGACAAGUAAAACUAGUCCACACUCAGGAAUGAGGAGUUGUUGAGUCGCGCAAUGUUGUUUUUGAAGUGAUAGGUAUAGUUAGUUGUGCUUUUGUUAUAUUAUACAUACAACUUAUAUCACAAU